UGCAGUGUUUGACUAAAGCGGCGUUCGGUGCGCCUCGUAAUUUAAGUUUACUGCAUCAGAAACGAACCAAACUGCCAACGUGUACGGCGAGUUUGGUCGGCUGCAGAAAAUAGACAACGGAUCUAACGUUUUUGCUUCUAAUUAUGUUUCUGAUAUUCUAGAAAAAGAAUACUAAAACAGAGAUUGAGAGUUUAAAAUUCCUUCAGCGUGAUGACGCUGUGAAUUACGUAUACCACGUGACAUGUUGCACAAGUCCGAAGUGACCGAGUCCAGCACGCUGACAUUGGAACAGACUCGGAUAAUCACGACCGUUUCUGACCUCUACAGACAGACCAGGAUGGGAACUUCCGUGUCCACCCCUGCUGUUUCGACAGUCCAAGCAGAGGCCAUGGCUGCCCCACCUCCCCAGGCCUGUCCCAUGCACCAGGAAGCUGCUAAAGCGUCUCCUCCGCCAGAGUGUCCGAUGCACCGAGCAGCACCAGGCCCAGUCCACCAGGAUCGGGCCUAUGACUUUGUGGAGUGUCCCAUGAGAGCUGCUGCAGGCGUGAAGAAUGACAUCGAUCCAUCAAACAUGAUGCCUCCUCCCAACCAAGUUCCAGCUCCAGACCAGCCCUUCAAGCUGUCCGUCUCCAGAGAAGAGUCCACCAUUCCCCGUCACGACACAGACAACAACUGGGUUUAUCCGUCUGAGCAGAUGUUCUGGAACGCCAUGCUGAGGAAGGGGUGGCGCUGGCGGGACGAUGACCUGGCUGCUCAGGACAUGACCAACAUCAUUAAGAUCCACAAUCAGAACAACGAGCAGGCCUGGCAGGAGAUCCUGAAGUGGGAAGCCCUUCAUGCUGGAGAGUGCCCAUGUGGGCCCACGCUCAAGAGGUUUGGUGGGAAAGCUAAAGAGUACUCUCCCCGGGCCCGUCUCCGUCACUGGAUGGGGUAUGAGCUGCCUUUCGAUCGUCAUGACUGGAUCGUGGACCGCUGUGGGAAGGAGGUGCGUUAUGUCAUCGACUACUACGAUGGAGAGAUCAACAAGGACACCUACCAGUUCUCCAUCCUGGACGUGCGUCCUGCUUUUGACUCUUUGGGUGCUGUGUGGGAUCGGAUGAAGGUGGCGUGGUGGCGCUGGACUUCCUAGAGCAGCAAGCCCCGAGGGCUGGUGUCCAUCGUGUUUACUGUUUCACUGCUUCAGCAGGUGAUUACCAGGUGUUGAGCAGGUGUGCUGGAGCAAGGAAACUACUAAAACAUGCUGGAUACUGGCCCACUGGGAAGGGAGUUGCCAGCCCCUGUCCUAGAGUGGAGGUUGUGAAGACAAAGACUCCAGCUGUUGUUUCAGCUCCUAAAGAAGAAAACCAAGAGGAAACAGAACCUCCCAGCUCAGACGUUCAGAUCCGGAUCUGCUUAAAUUUCACUUCUUUGUUUUAAAACGUUUUUUUUUUGUGCAGCAGGUCACAUGACCCUGUUUCCUGAGACAGAACGCUGCUUAGUGGCAUUAUUCAUCUUGUCUCGUUGCAAGUUUCAUCUUGACUCGGCAACAAGGUGAAAUCUCAGAACCGUUAAGACCUGGGAUUCAGUUCUGGAGAAGACGGGUCCCAGCAGGGCCAGCUAUGUGUUCCUCGGGACCCGCGUGGCCAUCUUCUCCAAGUCCAGGGCAGUGGGGAGGACAGCUCUGGUUAUCCAGCGCCGACUGUGUCCAUUAAGAAGGACCAGGAUGUUAUUUUUGAGGUAGAUGAUGAGUUCAGCAGACGGCCCUUCAGCUUCCUUAAAUGUGGGCGAAAACACAAUCGAAGGUAUCGGACUGAAAAUGAAAUGGACACUAGCAUCAGAAACGUGUCUCACCUGUUCAGGUGACUUGGACUCAGGUGGAUGGGACUCGCUUUAGUCAUUAACUGUUUCAGCUGCAUCAUCUGGUUUUAUUUAUUAUCUUUGUGUGUGAAAGUGUCCAGACUCGGUAAUAAAGCUGUUCCUCAUCUG
Molecule: messenger RNA, 1965 nt
Organism: Nothobranchius furzeri (turquoise killifish)
Lineage: Eukaryota; Metazoa; Chordata; Actinopteri; Cyprinodontiformes; Nothobranchiidae
Product: holocytochrome c-type synthase
Biological process (GO): cytochrome c-heme linkage
Cellular component (GO): mitochondrion
Molecular function (GO): holocytochrome-c synthase activity
Source: RefSeq, a predicted model, not a curated record